Molecule: messenger RNA, 2813 nt
Organism: Pteropus alecto (black flying fox)
Lineage: Eukaryota; Metazoa; Chordata; Mammalia; Chiroptera; Pteropodidae
Gene: COLGALT2
Product: collagen beta(1-O)galactosyltransferase 2
Exons: 13
Coding region: 130-1716 (528 amino acids)
Molecular function (GO): procollagen galactosyltransferase activity
Source: RefSeq, a predicted model, not a curated record
GCGAGGGUUUUCCCCGAGUCGCCGCUGCAGAGACCCACGGUGCUGGUGGCUCUCCUGGCCCGCAACGCCGCGCACGCGCUGCCUCGCUUCCUCGGCUGCCUGGAGCGGCUGGACUACCCCAAGAGCAGGAUGGCCAUCUGGGCAGCCACUGAUCACAAUGUGGAUAAUACAACAGAAAUACUCAGGGAGUGGCUGAAAAAUGUACAAGGAAUCUAUCACUAUGUGGAGUGGAGGCCGAUGGCUGAACCUGAGUCUUAUCCUGAUGAAAUUGGACCAAAGCACUGGCCUGCCUCCCGGUUUGCCCAUGUGAUGAGACUACGACAGACGGCCCUUCGAACUGCGAGGGAAAAAUGGUCGGACUACAUUCUGUUCGUAGAUGUGGACAACUUCCUGACUAAUCCGCAGACCCUCAAUCUAAUGAUUGCAGAAAACAAAACCAUCGUGGCCCCCAUGCUGGAGUCUCGGGGCCUGUACUCCAAUUUCUGGUGUGGAAUCACACCUCAGGGCUUCUAUAAACGGACUCCAGACUACCUUCAGAUUAGAGAAUGGAAGAGGUUGGGCUGUUUUCCCGUCCCCAUGGUCCACUCCACCUUCCUAAUUGACCUCAGGAAGGAAGCUUCUGACAUGCUGAUGUUCUACCCCCCACACCAAGACUACACCUGGACCUUCGACGACAUCAUCGUCUUUGCCUUCUCCAGCAGGCAAGCAGGCAUCCAGAUGUACCUCUGCAACAGAGAGCACUACGGCUACCUGCCCAUCCCCCUGAAGCCCCAUCAGACCCUGCAGGAGGACGUCGAGAGCCUCAUCCAUGUGCAGAUAGAAGCAAUGAUUGACCGUCCUCCAAUGGAACCCUCCCAGUUUGUCUCAGUUGUCCCUAAAUAUCCAGACAAGAUGGGAUUUGAUGAGAUUUUCAUGAUAAACCUCAAACGCAGAAAAGAUAGGCGGGACCGGAUGUUACGCACCCUGUAUGAGCAGGAGAUUGAGGUCAAGGUUGUGGAGGCCGUUGAUGGAAAGGCACUCAACACAAGCCAGCUGAAGGCCCUGAAUAUCGAGAUGCUGCCCGGAUAUCGAGAUCCCUAUUCCUCCAGGCCUCUAACCAGAGGCGAAAUCGGCUGCUUUCUUAGCCACUACUCUGUCUGGAAAGAGGUAAUUGACCGAGAGCUGGAGAAGACUCUUGUUAUUGAGGAUGACGUGCGUUUUGAACAUCAGUUUAAGAAGAAGCUGAUGAAGCUGAUGGAUGACAUUGACCAGGCUCAGCUGGAUUGGGAACUGAUCUAUAUCGGUAGGAAGAGGAUGCAAGUAAAAGAGCCCGAGAAAGCAGUGCCCAACGUGGUAAAUCUGGUCGAAGCUGACUAUUCCUACUGGACGCUGGGCUACGCCAUUUCUCUGCAAGGAGCACAGAAGCUGGUGGGAGCUGAUCCUUUUGGGAAGAUGCUGCCCGUGGAUGAGUUCCUGCCAAUCAUGUACGACAAGCAUCCCGUCGUGUUAAGUAAUCCUCAUGGCCACCUCUUCCGAAGUUUGGCUUUUGCUGAGGGCUGUGGGAAAAUAAACCUGUGCACCCUUUUCAGAAGCCGUAACUCCGCUGUGGCAGAGACGGUGAUGAUCACGGGGCACUCUAGGUGUUACCCUGUAUUUCCCACCUCCCUUGCUCUUGGCUCGCGGCCACGGACUGACCAGACGCCUGGGAAUGGAAGUGACGUUGUCGCUUUGGUCUAAGGCAGUUAGGAACGGUGGCGAGUUCUCCCCACCAUCGCCGAGACGUGAAGGAAGAACCCGAGAUGGCAGACUUGCAGGACGGAAGCCGCCUGGAUCCCUGAGACGCUGUUAGGGGGAAGUCGCGAAGGAGAGCCGCCUGGCUGGCUGUACACUGUGACUUGAUGAAACAUAAAACCGUCCUUCAAAAAAAAUUACGAAGGUUUCAUGGUUUAUUACUUCAGCCUAGCCUGAUACAUCCCUUCUAGAAGUAUUUCAUUUUGAGAGAGGCUCUAGGGGAAAUAGUAAUGCAAAACAGUGGAAAUAACUUCUCCUAGGAGAAUUCUGAGUCAGGGUCUGACCGGUAUCAUUGCAUCUGUAGAACAAGAGGACCCGCCUCAGGGGACCUACCCCGUGCCACUGGUCGAGGGCGCGGGGCAGCGCUGCGGGCCCCCUCGUGGCCGCAAGCUGCGCAGCAAAUUUGAAAAGGCUCCAGAGAAGGACAUUUUAGGACAUUAUUCCUUUAGGCAAAAAGUCACCGAGCUCAGUUUCUAGAAAGAGGCAAAACAAGGGGCUCGGUUUUCUACAAUGAUCUUGAAAAAAUAGUCAGCUACUGCCAGAAAUAGAAAUCCCUUUUUCUCAUCUUGCCCCGCCUCAUGUCAUUAAUUAUUAAAAUGCCUGCGUGGCUCUCUCCAAAAUCCCACGAGGGCCCAGAAAACUUGAUCAUUUGGAUCCAUUUAGGAAUCCACCGGAAAACAGUUCUGGGGACUUACUGGAAACAACGAGGAAAAGACGAUAAUGUGCAUCUGCCGAGUGAAGUGGGCCUCAGUCCGACCGCCUUUUUGGAAGGCCUUUGGUCGCUCUACAGAGGCCCUGCUGGCUUCCAGAACGCCAUGGAAGGUUUCAAGAACUACGCAGGUAGUAGCACGUGCAGACUGGGGAAAAGGCUGUCAGCAAGUCAGCAGAGAACUACCUCGACUCCCACCUUGAAGUUCAGGUUUAUAGAAAGUGUCCCGCACAGCAUGACUCCUAAGACUGGCAAUCUAGCAGCAAGGCGUCCGCUUGGACUGUGGUUUCCUAAGGAGGUCAUCCUCUCCCCCAAAUCUGGUUUGCUAGCGUUG